Psammomys obesus (fat sand rat) is the source of this 448-nucleotide messenger RNA. It is a transcript of the gene Ahsp, whose product is annotated as alpha hemoglobin stabilizing protein. Gene Ontology annotation, cellular component: cytoplasm. Gene Ontology annotation, molecular function: hemoglobin binding. The transcript has 3 exons. Bases 48 to 356 code for a protein of 102 amino acids. The record is from RefSeq and is a predicted model, not a curated record. Lineage: Eukaryota; Metazoa; Chordata; Mammalia; Rodentia; Muridae. Gene Ontology annotation, biological process: protein stabilization; erythrocyte differentiation; protein folding.
CCCCGGAGAGUGUGGGUGAGGCCAGCUCAGCACUGACAGACUUGAAGAUGGCCCCUUUUCAGACCAAUAAGGAUCUGAUCGCUACAGGAAUAAGGGAGUUUAACGUUCUGCUGAAUCAGCAGGUCUUUUCUGAUCCUCUCAUCCCCGAGGAAAACAUGGUCACUGUGGUUGAUGACUGGGUAAACUUGUACAUCAACUAUUACAAGAAGCACAUGCUUGGGGAGCAGCAGGAGCAAGACAAGACUCUGAAAGAGCUCCAGCAGGAGCUGAGUGCUUUGGGCAGCCAGUUUCUGACCAAAUACAGGACCUUUCUGAAGUCCAAAGAUCCCCCAAGCAGUGAAGUGCCUUCCUCAUAGCAUCAAGGCUCAGGGCAUCACGUCUAAGAAGCCUGAAGCCUUGGCUCUGUGUUGUGUCUUCAUCCCAUGGUGUUGCUGUGCCUUGACAUCCC